CAACAUAGCAAAUUCAUGGCAAUGUACAAUGAAUUGACUCAAUUCAAUCACUACUAUUUUUAUUUUUAAACCUCAAGUAUUGUAAAUAGAAAAUAAGAAAAUCAAUGUCACCAAAGCAUACUCAAUAAAAAAAAAAAAAAAAAAAAUGCCACAGGUGUAGUAAAUCUCCUUUAUAUUUUCUCUCAGUCCUACAUAUGUUCAAGUUAUUAUUUGGUAAGGACAAAUAUUCAUUUAAAUCAACACUUUAAUUAAACCGUCCUGCUACACAAGUCAACUUUAAGAAAAAGUUAAAUGAUCUUCCACUUACAAACACAAGUAAAUGGUGACGCUUGAACUUGUGACUUCAAAGUCAGAAUUUUACCAUCUCAAUCUACUUUAAUUGCUUAAUUUCUCGUAUACAUAUCAUGAUCACCAAACACAUACCAAAAAAAAAAAAUAAUAAAAAAAAAACAAUGACAAGACAAAUUAAAAAAUGAACUAAAAAAAAAUUAUCCAAAUUCCAUAAAAAGAAAAUAAAAGGGGAGUUUGGGUUUAGAAACCCAGUCAACGAGGUAAAGAGGAAAGAGAAUCACCGAGUUUAUUCCGACCCCAAAAAGAAAGUUCAAUUGCGUUUGAUUUUAAGCUGAAACAAGGAAAAAAGAUAAUUUGAAAUUGAAGCAGAAAAAAAUUGGAGAAAAUUCGAGGAAUAUUAAAGGAGAAAAUUUGGAGGGAACGAAAAUCGAUAAUGGGGGCAGCUGGUUCCAAAUUGGAGAAAGCCCUCGGUGAUCAUUUUCCUGAAGGUGAAAGAUAUUUUGGCCUUGAGAAUUUCGGCAACACUUGCUACUGCAACAGCGUUUUGCAGGCUCUCUAUUUCUGUGUUCCAUUUCGUGAGAAAUUACUGGAGUACUAUGAGAAGAACAAAAACCCUGUUGAUCCAGAGGAAAAUUUGCUCACAUGUUUGGCAGAUUUAUUUACACAGAUAAGCUCUCAGAAGAAGAAAACAGGCGUAAUUGCUCCCAAACGCUUUGUACAGAGAGUAAGGAAAGAAAAUGAGCUCUUCCGUGGUUACAUGCACCAGGAUGCUCAUGAAUUUCUGAACUUUUUGUUAAAUGAACUUGUCGAUAUACUGGAGAAAGAAUCUUCUGCUGCAAAAGAUAGCUCAGAAAAUUCAUCGUCUGAAAAGGCUGCGAAUGGACCAAGAAAUGGCCUAGCCAAUGGUGUACAGAAGGAACCUCUUGUUACCUGGGUUCAUAAAAAUUUUCAGGGUAUAUUGACAAAUGAAACAAAAUGCCUGAGGUGUGAGACUGUCACAGCUAGAGAUGAGACAUUCUUUGAUCUAAGCCUUGAUAUAGAACAGAACAGCUCCAUUACUAGUUGCCUUAAGAACUUCAGCUCCACCGAAACUCUUAACGCUGAGGAUAAAUUUUUCUGUGACAAAUGCUGUAGUUUGCAAGAAGCUCAGAAGAGAAUGAAGAUUAAAAAGCCACCUCACAUUCUGGUGAUUCACCUGAAGCGCUUCAAAUACAUUGAGAAUCUUGGUAGGUACAAGAAGCUCUCUUAUCGUGUUGUGUUCCCGUUGGAGCUUAAAUUAACCAACACAAUGGAGGAUGCAGAUUCAGAGUACUCCUUAUUUGCUGUGGUUGUACAUGUGGGGACUGGGCCAAACCAUGGUCACUAUGUCAGCCUUGUGAAAAGCCACAACCAUUGGUUGUUUUUCGAUGAUGAGAAUGUUGAUAUAAUUGAUGAGUCUGCCGUUCAGACUUUCUUUGGAUCAGCUCAAGAGUAUUCUAGCAACUCAGAGCACGGAUAUAUCUUGUUCUAUGAAAGGCUUACAAGUGAAACAAGUUAACCAAAAUUUUGAUUUCCGACUUCUUGUCUCUACUCCUGUCAUGUGUAAUGUGUGAAAAUGAGCUCCAAAACCUCAGAAUGUUCUAUUGUACAGAGGAUGAAUUAUCGUUUUUUCUUAUACAUUCUCUCUGGUUUCCUAAGGGAACGACAAUAAAUUGAUUGUAAAUGACAGUUUGGAGAAAGAUGUAAACUAACGCAUGAGCUGCCGAUAAUUGCAAAUCGGAUUAUACACUUCAGCUCAUGAUCUUUGGACUUGCUCUGCCUUUUGACCAGCUGGGCUAUAUCAAUAUUCAUUAGCUUAUUAAUCCUUUCAAGUCCAAUA
Messenger RNA from Chenopodium quinoa (quinoa), 2149 nucleotides. RefSeq names its product ubiquitin carboxyl-terminal hydrolase 4-like. Bases 725 to 1828 code for a protein of 367 amino acids. NCBI's taxonomy places the organism in Eukaryota, Viridiplantae, Streptophyta, Magnoliopsida, Caryophyllales, Amaranthaceae. Gene Ontology annotation, biological process: protein deubiquitination. Gene Ontology annotation, cellular component: cytosol; nucleus. The record is from RefSeq and is a predicted model, not a curated record. The transcript has 7 exons. Gene Ontology annotation, molecular function: cysteine-type deubiquitinase activity; cysteine-type endopeptidase activity.